AUGUUCUUGAAAGCGCUGCCCAUCCCACUGUACCACACUGUGCCUCCCGGGGGCCUCCAGCCACGUGCCCCCCUGGUGACGGGCAGCCUGGACGGGGGCAGUGUGCCCUUCAUUCUCAGCCCCCUGCUGCAGCCUGAAGGACCUGGCUGUGCCCAGCUCGGGAAACCAGCCACCCCAACGCUCACCGUGAACAUCGUGGGCACUCUGCCAGUCCUGUCCCCAGGCCUGGGACCUGUGACGGGUGGCCCGGGGAAGGCCCGUAACUCAGGCAAGUACCUGUGCCCACACUGUGGCCGGGACUGCCUGAAACCCAGUGUUUUGGAGAAGCACAUUCGGUCCCACACGGGAGAGAGGCCCUUCCCAUGCGCCACCUGCGGCAUCGCCUUUAAGACCCAGAGCAACCUCUACAAGCACCGCCGCACCCAGACACACCUCAACAACUCUCGGCUGUCCUCAGAGUCUGAAGGCACAGGGGGCAGCCUCCUGGAGGAGGGGGACAAGGCUGGAGAGACCUCCAGAGCGGCUGGCAAGGGGAACAGCUGGAGCCCGGGUGGGGGUGAUGGGGCUCCAUCAGAGAGAUCCCUUUCUCCAGGCCUUCCUACACAUCUGUCCCCAACUGCCAAGAACUUAGAUCUGAAGUUGGAAGCUGUUUCCUGUCCAGCGUCCACAUUAGCUGACAAAGAGGUCCCUGUGUACUCUACUUACACUGCCUCCGCGGGGCUCCCCCUGGCCGGCUCGCAGCCCAGACGUAAGCUGCCGGAGCAGAAGUCCCCGACGGCCAGCAGGGUGUGCUCCCUGCAGCAGCAGGUGACAUCCUCAGAGAAGCCCUGGGACACGAAGGCCUCGGAGAGCCGGCUGAGGAAGUGUGAGAGCACUGACUCGGGGUACCUGUCCCGCUCUGACAGCGCGGAGCAGCCGCUUGCCCCGGGCAGCCCCCUGCACAGCCUGUCGGAGCACAGCGCAGAGGCCGAGCCAGGAGGGCGGGGGCCCAGCCUGGAGCUGGAGAAGCGGCAGCUGGAGGAACGCAUCGCCUGGCUCAUCUCACACAACCAGGCCGUGGUGGACGACCCCCAGCUGGACCAUGUGCGGCCCCGCAAGACGGUCCUGUCCAAGCAGGGCAGCAUUGACCUGCCCAUGCCCUACACCUACAAGGACUCCUUCCAUUUCGAGAUCCGGGCCCCGGAGCCCGUCCGGAGGAGGCACGGGGCCCUCUGCCCCACCCGCUCCACCUGCGUGGGCCUGGACAAGGCUCGGCCUCUCUUCUUCCACUCCGUCCCCACUCAGCUCUCCACCACCGUGGAAUGUGUCCCUAUCACCAGGAGCAACUCGCUGCCCUUUGUCGAGGGCCCCAGGAUGUGGCAGGAGCCGAGGGACCCCCAGGACACCUGUCCUGGGAGGCAGAAGCCUCUAAGCCCCAGGUCUGCCCCUGCCCAACUGGUGGAUGUCCCUAGCAGUCACCCCCGGGCCCUGGUCAGACAGGCUGCAGUGGAGGACCUGCCGGGCCCCCCGACUGGAGACACCGUGGCAUCUACAGAGGACCCGGAUGGAAAGAGAGCUGUGGCGGGGGAAGAGGCAACCAUCAAGGGCAAAGCGGCCGGGAGGAAGCCCAGCCAGAGGAAGGCAAAGAUGUUCUCCCAGGAGAAGUGGCAGGUGUAUGGGAACGAGACCUUUCAGAGAAUCUACCAGAAGAUGCACGCAAGCCACCAGGGCAGCAGGAAGGCGAGGGAGUGGAGGGUGGGCCAUGGCACAGAGCUGGGCCAUCCUCUGCAGGAACAGGCAGUGGGGGGUGAGGGCGCAGCUCAGGCACAGAUCAGAAGGACCCCUGUCUGUGGGGACACUUCUGUGGGGGCCAAGCCAGGGCCUUGGGGAAGUCCACCGGCCAUGGAAGGCGUCUUAGUGAUCGAGUGUCCCAAGCAGAGGGAGGCAGUGGCCAGAGCAGGAGGCAGUGACCAGCCCGGGGCAGGCAGGGUUACAUCACCUCCCACCCUUAGCUGCGGAGCACCCCCGUGUCUGGGCAGCAAGAGCCCUGUGCUUCCUCCAAAUGGGAGGCUGGAACUGGGGUGUCAGCUACCCUCAGCACCUGGCCCCCUCAAAGGUGGGGACCUAGAAGUUCCCAAGUUGGUUUUGCCACACCCCAAGCUGGAAGGAGGCACCCAGGGUGGCGGGGACACAAAGGAACCCUGUCAGCAGGACCAAAUCAUCCCAAGAAGGCCCAGUGGUAGCUUUGGGGAGCCCCAGUCUGUGGAGGACAAGCUGCCCUCGGAGAGGAAGAAGCUGAGGGUGGAGGAGCUGAGCUGUCCCGAGCAUUCGGGGCCUCUGGGAGCAAGAGGCCAGAACCCAGGGGGCCCGGCUCAGGCCACCUCCCUGCCAUCCCAGAACCAGGACAGUGACUCUGGGGACAGGCCAGGGGGGCUGUACAGGAGUGCUGACUGCAUGGAGACGUCUGGCGCACCUUUCUCUACUUGCUCGGUGGCUCUGAGGCCGGCAGGGCCAAGGGCCAAGGAGCCUGUACUUGGUCCUGCAGCUGAAGCCCCUGGGUCUCAGGCCCAGCCGGCCGCCCAGCCUCGGGCUCCCAGUGUCCUGGAGGCCCUGACAGACACUGCCUUCCCCCCCAAGUACCUGCUCAGGUUACCGAAGGGAGAGACCCUUCUGCCACGGCAAGGCCAGGACCCUCUCUGCGGGAGCGGGCUGCCUGAGGAACUGGACUCCUCUGCUGGGCCAGGGCUAGGGACCCUCCUCCCUCCCCACCCAGCCACAGGCCUGGCCCCGGGGAGAGACGACAACUUUGGCGAGGGUCCCAGCUGGUCCAGGCCGUGGGGCAGGAGAAAGGAAGUACCGGGAGAAGAGAAGAGAGCCUUGGACACCAGCACCUCGGCAGCCAAGGAGUCUCACCGCUGGAGCGCUGGGGCCCCCAGGGAGACAGCCCCCGCCCUGCCCACCCCACCCUGUGACUCCUGGAGGAGGGAGACCAGUGGCACGUGGGCGGGAGCCCGGCCCUGUGGGGGUGUCCUGAGUCCCUGGGCACUCAACAGGGACACGGAGGGGCCUCCUGAGAAUGCCCAGGAAGACCCUCCUCCAGGACCCCUGGCAGGACACAGUCCCUGCUGCUCCCUUCGGCCCAGCCCCGCCCUCUCGGCCCUCCCGCCCAGGGGCUGGCCCGAGCUCACCGCAAGCACCCAUCCAGGGAGUCCCGGCUGCUGCGGGCCCCAGGGCCCCUUCCCCUCGCUGAGGGCCGAGCCCCGGCUCACCUGGUGUUGCCUGAGCCGCAGCGUGCCUCUGCCCACGGAGCAGAAGGAGAAGGCCGCCUCCGUGUACUGGGCGCUGCACGGCCCUGGGGGCAGCGCCCGGGACCAGGCUCUCCUACCCAACAGCCCCAGGGAUGACGUCCCGGGACCCGGGGCCCGAGCCAGGGUGGAAGAGAGGACUGCCUCGGAGGAGGNGUAUUUUCAGCUCUCCUACCCAACAGCCCCAGGGAUGACGUCCCGGGACCCGGGGCCCGAGCCAGGGUGGAAGAGAGGACCGCCUCGGAGGAGGGCGAAGAUGCCCCGUGGGAGCAGCAAGCAGAAGAAACUGAGAAGUCAGUGUCUGAUCCGAAGCCUGGAUGUGCUUCGAGAGGCAGCGCAGAUUCCUGCGCCAACCCUGCAGCUGCCCAGCCCUCGCUGGCUGCAGGUGAUGCCCCCCGAGGCCCCAGCCCCUGUGCUAAUUGUCCGCCUGGACUGGUGUCCAGAGCUGCCUCCCCCAGGGCUGCUCUGUGGGGCGCCGCACCUGCCUCUCCACCCUUCUCAGGAGGGGACCGAGACGCGAGAGGCAGGCGACCUCCCCAGGGACCAGGCUUUGCACCAAGUCUUGCUCCAGCGCCUCUGUGCCAUACAGCGGCUUAGCCCGGGUCCCCCUGCCCGCAGUAGGCAUCAGAUUUGCCUGGAGUUUUCUGGAGUUUUCCUGUGA
Messenger RNA from Miniopterus natalensis, 3945 nucleotides. NCBI's taxonomy places the organism in Eukaryota, Metazoa, Chordata, Mammalia, Chiroptera, Miniopteridae. The record is from RefSeq and is a predicted model, not a curated record.